This is a messenger RNA of Nerophis lumbriciformis (worm pipefish), 1824 nucleotides long. It is a transcript of the gene dlx2a, whose product is annotated as distal-less homeobox 2a. Gene Ontology annotation, molecular function: DNA-binding transcription factor activity, RNA polymerase II-specific; RNA polymerase II cis-regulatory region sequence-specific DNA binding. The record is from RefSeq and is a predicted model, not a curated record. Lineage: Eukaryota; Metazoa; Chordata; Actinopteri; Syngnathiformes; Syngnathidae. Gene Ontology annotation, biological process: cell differentiation; embryo development; negative regulation of transcription by RNA polymerase II.
UCUAUCCGGCUUACUGACGAGCUGCCAUGCAACAUGCUGAGAAGCACACCUUUUUACGAGCAGAAGAUGACGGGAGUUUUCGACAACCUCAGCGCUGACAUGCACUCCGCCCAGAUGACGUCCAGCAGCUACCACGGCCUGCACAAGUCGCAGGAGUCCACCCAGAUGACGUCCAGCAGCUACCACGGCCUGCACAAGUCGCAGGAGUCCCCCACCUUGCCGGUGUCCACGGCCACGGACAGCAGCUACUACAACAGCCCGCAGCCCGGACACGCAUGCGCGGGAUCGCCCUUCGGCCCGCUGGGCUCCUUCCAGUACCACGGCGGCGCCCUGCAGUACCAGCCCAAGUCUUACGACGUGCAGGCGGGCUUUGACUCGUCUUACGCGGGCUACGGCUUGUAUGGACCCAACUCCUCACCCGCCCCCACUGAGACAGAGAAAGAAGAAAGCGAGCCAGAAAUCCGGAUGGUGAACGGAAAACCAAAGAAAGUCCGAAAACCUCGAACUAUUUAUUCCAGCUUCCAACUGGCGGCGCUGCAGAGAAGGUUCCAGAAGACGCAGUACUUGGCGCUGCCCGAGCGCGCCGAGCUGGCGGCCUCGCUGGGCCUGACGCAGACGCAGGUGAAGAUCUGGUUCCAAAACCGGCGCUCCAAGUUCAAGAAGCUGUGGAAGAACGGAGAAAUCCCGGCGGAUCAACACGUGCCCGCGAGCGAAUCCCCGCCGUGCGCGUCCCCGCCGAGCGCUUGGGACUUUCCACAGACUGCAGGCAUGAGCACGAUGCUCCCCGGCACCGACAGCCCCCCCAUCAUCAGCGCGCCUCCCUCCUCCUCCUCCUCUUCCUCCUCCUCCUCCUCAUUUCUGGCCAACUACUCCUGGUACUCCAACACGAACUCCCAGCACCUGCAGCCGCUGCUCCACCACAACCCCGUCAUCAGCGCCGGCACGAUAUUCUGAAGUCAAACUCCUCAUUUUUGUUGUUGUUGUCGUGCCCUUCUUUUUACGAGCGGAAGCCAAAACAUGGACCUGGCGCACAUACAUAGAUCCACAGUCUUAACACUUAUUUUUGUAUUUAUUUAUUUCGUUUCUGUCCAGGAACAAAUGAACGAAUGAACCACUUGUAUUAUAGUAAAAAUAAUAAUAAUAAUAAUAAUAAUAAUAAUAAUAAUUAUUAUUAUUAUUAUUAUUAUUGUUAGUAUUAUUAUUACAGCCGGACUUGACUUUUUCCCUGCAACAAAAAAAAGCCCAUCCUUGCCCGUCAUGAUGUAGCUCAAGUCAACGUACGGUGCCUUUUUUCUACAUUUUGUUAUUGUGUGAUGAAUAUUCAAACAGACUUUUCCUCCAUCUACAUAAAUUUUUACGAGCGGAAGCCAAAACAUGGACCUGGUGCACAUACAUAGAUCCACAGUCUUAACACUUAUUUUUGUAUUUAUUUAUUUCGUUUCUGUCCAGGAACAAAUGAACGAAUGAACCACUUUUAUUAUAGUAAUAAUAAUUAUAAUAAUAAUAAUAAUUAUUAUUAUUAUUAUUAUUAUUAUUAUUGUUAUAAUUAUUAUUACAGCAGGACUUGACUUUUUCCCUUCAACAAAAAAAAAGCCCAUCCUUGGUCAUGAUGUAGCUCAAGUCAACGUACGGUGCCUUUUUUCUACAUUUUGUUAUUGUGUGAUGAAUAUUCAAACAGACGUUUCCCCCAUCUCCAUACAUUUUUACGAGAGGAAGCCAAAACAUGGACCUGGCGCACAUACAUAGAUCCACAGCAUCAACACUUAUUUUUGUAUUUAUUUAUUUCGUUUCUGUCCAGGAACAAAUGAACGAAUUAACCACUUU